AGAAAAUGAAUAUAUUCCUUAUGCUAUUAAAUCGUUACAAUGAAAAUUUUACAAAAAAAUCAUAAUAAACCUACCUCGAUAUUUUCAUCCAAUGAUGAACCUACUAAUCUCUGAAACGUUAAAGAAACUAACUUCAUAUUCGAUUUUUUAUUUUGAUUUACCAAAAUUGUUCUGCUUUACAAUUUUGAACCUAUAUAUAUCAAUGUCCUGGAUACCACAAUUACCAUAGAUUACAUAAUUCGAAAGCAAUUCACGUCUUGUAUUAUAUUAAAUAUUAACACCAAGAAACCAACAUUUCAAAUUCCAAAAUUUCUCAUUUAUUCGUUGCUUUUACUGCUCAUACCAAAACAUAAUGCAACAUCAUUUACUAAAUUAAUCAAUUUUUACAUUUUUAAUUUAAUUUUAUCUUUUAUUUUUCUUUUUUAAGUGCAACGAAUCAAAGAAUUUAAUUCUUUUAUAGAUAUUUGUUUCGUUUUGUAAUACUUUAAAAAUAAAUUGGUUGGCAACCCUAAUCAAAAUUCCACAAGUUACGCAAACAUAUGUUUUAUCUAUCUUCACUUGUAAAACCAAUUUUCUGAAAUUUUACUAAAAAGAAUUUUACGUUUACUUACCUUUCCAUUUAUAUACACAAUGUAUUUCUUAAUAUAAAAAAAUUUUUAUACUUACGAUGUAUUUAUGAAACGGCUAAUUUUUGCUAAUUACAUUUUUAAGGUAUAAAUGUUAAAAUCUCAUCACUUGUGCUGUUGCUUUACGUCUCUACACUUUUCUUAUGUAAACCAUAUUGUACACGACGUCAUAAAAAUAUAUAUGUAAGUAUAUAUACGCUUUGUAGCUUCAUUUAUACGUACCCUCUGCCCCUCUGCUAAAUAGAUAGCAAACAGUCAAAGCGAUCAAACCGACUACGCAGUACAAGGGUAACAAAGCAACUAUUAGAAUUUAAACGAAACUCACCCGUAUUUAAGCAUUUACUUGAAGGCCGAUAACACGAAGUGAUAUUCACGGCGAAUUCAUUUAUCUAUUUUGCUUUCGCCUUGAGUGCGAUUCACUUUUGCUUACGCACGUUGACGUUCAUGUUGCUGUCUCAGUCUCAGUCCUAAGUCCAUAUGUACCUAGAGUUACGCGACGAGUAAAACUAAAAAUGCUUGACAACAUCAUUGCCUCAGUAAAACGGUUUAGUUGAUUUUCGUUAUUCUUACUGAACUACUAAAACGUGAAUCACAAAAAGUUAUUAUUUUUUAUUGCAGUUAUAUAAAAAAAAGGUUAUUAAAUCAUCGUUAGCAAAAAAAAAACCAACUGCAGCGAGAAAGGAAAUAUGUUAAAGCAAAGCAAUUUUUUAGUCUUGCUAAAUUUAUUAAUGUAUCAUGCAAAUAAAACUUGUUAGAUUACAUAGCUACACAAGGAUUUUUUUGGUUUUAUAAUUUUCCUUUACUUUUUAUAAUUAAUGCUUACGCACAUAUGUGCCUAUGACCCAAGUGCACACUGUUCAAUACUCAAAAAAAAUAUACAUAUUGAAAUUAAAGGGAAAUUUUAUAAUACGAGGUUGAUCUAAGCUUUUCACUAACGAAACAAUGACCGAAAUGCAGUAUGAAGCAAAAUUUAAGGAAAUGCAAAAGUACUUACCCUUUUUGGAGAAGGUCAUCAGUAAAUUAAAACUUAGUAAUGAUGAGCAGCCGGAUAAUCCUCGUAAAGCACAAUUGCAAAAAAUGGAAAUGUUGCUUGAUUUAUUAACAAACAAAGGGAAAAGCCUAAAAUUAGAGACUUUGCUAAAAUGUGAAAAUAUUUUAAUGAAAUUACAUUCAAAAAUUGAAAAGACACGUACAUUGCAGUCUGACGAAUCUAUCAUCUCGGAUAAGCUAAGAGGUAACCAGCAAGAUGUGUAUGAUUUGACUGGACCUGAAAGUCCACCGCCACCAGAACAAAAUGCUUCAGAAGAGCAUACACAACCUGUAGAAAUACCUACUGAAAGACGUUGCUCUCCUCUAUUAAUUAAAGAGAGAAAAUCUCAUCACUACAAUCAUCACCACAGUGAUCAACACCAACGUUUAAGCAUGCAUGCAAAACCUUGUAGUUCUCAGUCUCAGCGUCAUAAUUACUAUAAUCGUCAAGAUCAAGAUCAUCGUUACAAUUUUCAAGAACGAGCGCAGACGAAAAGUAGUCUACAUCACUCACCAUCAAUAUCGCAAGCCCAAAGAGAGUCCAAUCAGCACCAGCAUGAUAAACAUCGUCAUAGGAAUAUCGAUGAAUCUGCUAAAAUAUCAUCGCGUUCUUCACAAUUUCAAACAAAGUCAGUCGAUGAACAAUAUGUACAAAAAGUGAAAGUCGUCAUAACUGAAUCGUCACCGCCCGAUGAUCAUCGGCAAGAUUCGAAGACUUGUCUUAAACUACCUCAAGACGCUGCCGAGCCUAUACAAAAAGUUAAAGUGGUUAUAACCGAACCGCCAUCGUCUGAAGUAACUCGACAACACUUCCCUUCAUUACCCUCUUUUAAUAAAGCGGCUCGUUUUACUACGAAUAAUAAUAUUGAUGUCCUAGAACAUUGUCGUAAUUCUGCGAAUUUGCAAAAAUCUGAUAACGCUGUAGAAGAUAAUGAAGCUUAUUCUCCGAGGGAAUCAUGGGAUGAAUAUUCUAGAAAAACCGAUAAUAUAAAGACACAAAAUACUCAUUGCGAAUUACCUCAGAGUGUUCAGAAAUUGGUAUUUUCUCGUUUAGGAAAUAAAAUUGAAAAUGAAAAGCCUGCUGAAUUAAAAGACUCAAGAUCGCCUUCCACACAUUCAGCCUUACCAAAAUCCAUACCCGCGCGUGUUACUCCUAUACCAGAAGUGUUGAAGAGUCCACCACUUUCGGCUAGUGAUAUUACUAACCUGUUAAAUGAAACAUCGGAUGAUAACAUGGACAAUAGUCUUUCAGAAAUUGGACAAAGAAGACCAAAAAAACCAGAUUCAUCCCGUUCAGUUAAAUAUGAUACGCCUAUAAUGACUUCAUCAUCAUUAGACUUUGUGCGCAAGAAGUUUGCAUUGAUAGCCAAGCUGGAAGGGUCUGAUAAAAAAAUCCCUUCAUCGACUUUAAAUCGUUCGACAGAUAGUCCAGCAAGCCCGUCGUCUUCUUCGCUGUCCGGAACCCCUACUGAACGCCUGGCUCUUAAAUACAAUCCUCACCCGCGUUCAGAAAGGGAAUGGUCCGUUUCAUCGCAUGAAAGCUAUGGUACUAGCGGUGGAGGGUAUUUUCCCAAGACUAGGGACGCACAUUCAUAUGCAAAUAACAAAUUGCCCACGGUAACAGUUAAUAAUGUAAAUGUUUUGCCUACUAUUAAUUUAAACGAUCCACGUUUGAAGCGAACCAACUCUAUCAUACCAACGCAGAUUUCGCCCACUUUAACAAAAUCUCCCCUUUUGUGUAAUCAAAUUGUAGCAAAGACUAUUCCAAAGCCAUUCGGCGGAUCUCGAAACGAUCCCAGGUUAAACGCAGCUGCUUCGCGAACAUCUUUGGAUCUUCAUUCUCUAGGGUUUUCUAAAACUAGUGAUAUAUCUUAUCAGUGGGAAAAGAAAGAAACGACAUUAGCAACUGGUAAAACAACAACAUCUUCCAAAAAACCCAGCAGCAAACCUUCGGAUUAUAGCUCUGAAGAAAAUUGGGAUUCUGAACCUGAAAUGUCACCAAAAAUUAAAGAAAAGAAACUAGUUAUGAGCGAUAAACAACAUCGAACAUCGCACAAUUCUAUGGAUGCCGAUGAGGAAAAUUGGGAUUCGGAUUCCGAUGCUCUUAAAACGGCAAAAGGGAAAGGUUCUUUCCCGCCAAGGACAAGCGACGGGAGACAACAGAGAUCAAAUCUGGGAGUAAGUAACCAAACGCGGACACAGAUAAAUUCUGUAAAUUAUACUGCGGACAAUCGUGAUUCAGACUCGGAAAUUCUCAAAAUAGCAAAACCUAAAGGUCCUCAAACUGCAAGGCCCAAUAGCUUAACACAACAGCGUUCCCAAAUAUCUGUACAAAACUUUAUGAAAAAGGAUGCGCUUCUACCUACACCCAACAAUCGUUUCAAUGCUGCAUUGAACGAUAAGACGGAGCGCAUGAAAUAUUUGGAAUCAAAGAGGUUUAAGGAUAACGAACCCAAAACUUAUAAGGAAUUUCGCGAAGCUAAAGCAAAAGCUCAAGAAGCGGCUAAAAAGGCUGAAGUUAAUAUAGUAGGGGAAAAAGCAGAUGAGAAGAAAUUGAAAGAGGCGGAUGUAAUCACUCCGCAAAAAAAUCCAACUGAAACAAAUCUCUCAAAAGAAGGCAAAGGAGAAAAAUCAGAUUCGUCAAAGAAAGCUUCAUCUUUAAAUGAUAGUAAAAAGAAAAUUCCAGAAAAAUCUUGCUCGAUUACUGAAACGGCUCUGGAUAAAAUGUAUCGUACUCAGAAUUUUUGCAAUAAGGAAUUCGCUAUUAAUAAAAACAAAUUUAAAAUUCCUAAAAAAAAGAGCGAAGAACCAAUCAGAAAGUCGGAAACGACGGAAUCUGUGCCGUCAGAGAAGGCUAGCGAAAAAGCGACGGGCAAACAGACAAACGUCAUGAUACCAACGGGAGAAGAGAAGAAAGAGGAAACAGGAGAACAAAGUUGCAAGAGUACUGGUCAAAAAUCUCUAAUAAAAGCUCUGUCCAUUAAAACUCCAAAAAUAAUCUUAAAUUCGGUGAAGCGUUCGGAAGAGGUCAAGAAAAAUACAAUCAAAUCGAAAGAAGAUGAUUUGUCUAUGUCUAAAACGUCGAAAAUUAACAACAAUUCUAAAGGAAAAGAUAAAAUAAGUGAAAAUUUUUCACUGCCGGCUUCUACUAAGAUUCCAGAAGGAGAAACCUCUACGCCAAAAAUGAAAGACCAAGAAAUUAACAGCAAGGAAAUUAAUGAAUCGCUCAACGUGACGCAGGACUCAAAGCUUAAAACCGAUGUCGCAAACGAAACUGAAAAUAUUCGAAUUUCUCCAGCAAAGGUCAAGGAGCAAGAGCAUCUACCAACUUCAGAAUCAGACAAGAAAUUAGAAACAGGACAACGGCAUGCAGAUGACGUAGAUGUACACCAAUCGGAAUUUAAAAAGCCAGAAGGUUGCUCAAGCGAAGUUGCUUUAAAUUCUUCUGAUACGACUGUUAACGUAACAUCCAAAGAAAGUGUCAAAUGCUUCGGAGAAGAAUCAACACACUUGUCGCGUUCAGCACUGUUCAAUGCUUCACGCAUUUUACGGAGACGCUCUACAAUGAUUUCUUAUGGUAGUGCGCCGGAGGUCGAUAAGGAGAAACUAAGGGAGUCAAAUUCUUUGCUUUUCGAAGAUGUGCAAGUGCAGCAAUGGCGUAAGGAAAACCUGACAUCACAAUUGAUACGACGUAAUCGUAACCUGGAGGGUAUUUUUCAGAAAACGGAUGACAAUUGUACAGUUUCGACUCAAAAUAUAAUAAGUGGGAAACGACGCACUCGAGCCUCCAUCAAUUUUAACGAGACACAAAACGUUAAAGCAAUUUUUAAUAAAAAACGUGCAACAGGAGUUAUAGAAACUAAAAAGGAUAAUAUAAGCCAAAAAAGUGAAGAAUUCAAAAACUUAAAAGAUGUGAAAACGGGAGGCAGACGUUCGAAGACGUGUACACCUGAUCGACAAAAUUUGGAGAAGGGACAUGGAGAUGCUUUAGAAUAUACAAUUGCUAACAAUAAAGAAGCUUCAACACGAGAGAAUAUUAGAAGUUUAGAAGACGUUAGUAAUAAUGAGAAAGAUCAAUUUAGUAAAAUUAAAAAUAAUCCUAAAGGGAAUAAAACGAAAACGGUGGCAAAUGCAAACAAAGAAGACGUGCAAACUAGAUCUGGUCUUAAUUAUCGCAAGAAAGCGAAUUCAGGAGGAGUAAUUAUUGCUAAAGAAAUUAAAACUGAAAAAGAAACGACACAGCAAUUAAUCGCACCAGGUAACUCUACAGAUAAAGAGCUCGAAAAUCAGAAUAGUGCUGUAUCCAGCACUUCAACGGAACUUCCGUUAAGGGCUGUAGAAAAACAAGAGAAAAAACACUUAAUACCUUGUGGAACUGAACAGCCCGAUGAUAAUGAACCCAGCAGCUCAGGUGCAAAAUCAACUAAUCCUACUCCUACGCCCGUAGACGAUGAAACUAAUCGCCAUGCAUUUCUAAAUGAGUUCGUUCAAGAAAUUUUCAAACCAGACUCUAACAAAGAACACAUUCUUAGUUUGCUCAGGCAAAUUUUGGAUAAAGAUAAAUUUGAGUUCAUUAAAACCGUUAUUGAGUCGGCCAUCAAAAAUCAUGAAGAACACUUGCCACAAACCCUACAAGACGAUUCCAAACCUGAAAAGCAUGAUAAAGACGUUGAUACUCCUGCUGAUUCCAACGUACAACCGAAAACGUUGCCACCAGAAGAAAAAGCCAACAAUGAAUCAGACUGUGAUGAACUAAACGAAUUAGAAGACACAAGUCGAAGAAAAUGCGCGAAAAAAAAACGUAACGAGUUGGAUCGUUUAAACGAUGAUAUUCGAGACAUGUUUAUUAGCAAAGGUGUACUAACGGCCACCGGUAAACGAAUGUGCACUCUAAUGGCUCAAACCAAAGAAAAGAAAAACAUUACAGACGCAAAAAAGAUAUCAAUAAAAGAAGAUGAGCAGAAAAUUUGUCCUGUUAAAGAAACGGAUGUGAAGACUGCCAUAAUCAAAAAAGACAAAAGUAGAAAAUCUAAGAACAUUCAACCUCCUUUGCGGAGAUCAUUGAGACGAUCUAAAAUUCAUCAGGAUAAUGAAACCACUAUAAGCGACGACGAGGUUCAAGUGUUUUCUUGCUUAUGUAGCAGUGACGCAGGGGAUGAAACCAACUCUAGUGCAAUCACUACAACUUCAAUUGUUCAAGAGAAUUCACAAAGUCGAAAAUUGCCCAUAUUGAUACCUAUUAUCAAGUUGCGUGGAGAAGAUGAGACAAUAAUGGAGCAUAUAGAAAAAGAAAGGAAAGACAAGAGAAGCAACGAUUUGAAAAAUCGUAAAUUUCAGGGAAAACUUAGUAAAAGUAAAGGUAAUAAGACUGACGAUAAAACUGCGGACUCCUCAAAGUCAAAUGUGGAAUCGAAGGAAGUUGGAGAUAAUAAUCUAAAUGAAAUGGGGUCCGAAAAAUCUGUUACACUAAGUAAACCCUGUCCAAAAAGUAAAAAGCUGAAUGCGAGUAAGGGACAAAAGAAGGAACGUAAGAGCCAAACGAUAGAUGAAAUUGCAAAAAUAAACCCUGAAGUUGGAAGUAUUGAACUCGUGAAAAACACUAACAUUAAUUGGCAUAAUCAGUCCAAAUAUAUCAACUGGUGUAUGAUUUGUUUGAAAAAGCUUCAAGGCGCUCAUAGCAGUGCGCUCCACUAUAGAUUGCAUCAUUGUGAAAAUUAUGUAUCGCGUUUUGCUCCCAUUAUUCUACAAAAAUUCAAGCAAGGAAAACUAGCGAAACCUUUGUUUGGUAUAAAAAGAACGGAUAAAUCGCCCUCCUGGUUCCAUCGCUGCUCGUUCUGUUUGACGUAUUUCAUAAAUACGAUGGCUACAUGGAUAGCCCAUUAUCAGGAACAUACUGCAGAAUAUAAAUAUGAGUGUUCAAAUUGCUUUAGGGGCAGUCAGAGGAUGACCACCAUUCGUAAACAUGUUGGAAGUUAUAAAUCAUGUAAAGGCGCAAAAGUGCUGAACACUCCACUGAAGUUGACUGAAUCAAAUUGGCUGAAAGCUCAUGUAUGCCACUUAUGUAAUUUUGUGCAACUAAAAAGAAGUAAUCUUGAGCGUCACUAUCUUCUUCAACAUAACUUAAACGAAAAAAAUGUCGACUUGCUUGGCUACACUAUAACGCUUUUAAAUGUCAAGGAGGUAGAGUGCGUAGAUGAACUUGAGGCAGCUGCCAGAGAAGCAGACGCUUGGAAGAAAAUUAAAGCAGAAGAAGAAAUUAUUGACAUUGAUGAUGACAAUAAUUCUGAUGUAGAGAAAUCAUCAAUCCAGGAAUUACAAACACAACAAGACAUAAGUACUGAAAAUAGCCUCAAAGACAAGCAAACAAUUAAAAAACCGAUAGUCUGUGAAACCGAAGUUGAUAACAUCGUGACUGAAACAGCGAUGCAACCGGACAAUACACAAAACUGCCCGAAGGAUGUAAUAAACGCUGCUCCCGAAGUUUUAAAGACAUCCAGGACGGACAAUGAACAGGACUGGCAAGACGAAUUACUAUGUUUAGCAGCUAAGGCAGCCGAAAAUGUGGAAGCAACUAAUAAACAAGAAGAAGUAGAAAUUCAAAAUAAAAAAGAAACAGAAAAAUCGUCAGAUUUACUGGAAACAGCUGCCAAUGUCGGCAUAGGAAAGCAAGACAAAAUGGUGAGCCCAAACACCAAGAGAGUUGAAACAGUAAAUGAAACUGAAGAACCUUUGAAUAUACUGAAAACUAGUGUAACUAUAACAGAUCUUAAUCGAACUAGAUCGGGCAAUAAAAGGCUCUCACCUUCACUUCCAAUAACUAAAGAGCCUAAACCUAAAAUAACUUGUGUUGAAAGCAAAAUAUCAAGUUUACGAUCCUUGGAAUCGUUGGAUGUAAAUCGACCCGAACCUUCCGUAUCGACCGAGCCCAAUGCGUCAAAUGCGGUAACUACGGUACCAUCUCAACAGAGAGCAAUUGACAACGCUUUUGUGACCAGUCGUAAUAGCACAGAUUCUCCUACGAUAGACACUGUUACUCUGGCACAAAGCUUUGUUCAACUAGAUGAUUUAACGUCUCAACCGCCAAGAAACGAGAAACCUACUAUUUGUACUUCUAUAGCAGAACGCAUAAGUCAAAUCUUUAAGAAUAUGAAAGAAACUGAUCAAGUUACUACAUCAACUUGCCAAAUGCGGAGUAUUGAAGUUACUAAAAAGACACCUGAAAUAUUGCCUGAUUUGAGAGCUGAGGUUUCGCCAUCAGAUUCGGCUAUGGUGUCCGGUAAUGAAGAUGAUGAAGACUGGGAGGACAUUGAAAUAACAGAAUCAGCUCCUAGUACCUGUACUUCAGCAGUGCAGUGUACUGCUAGUGGUGGUAAAACAAAAAAUAAAGGUCUAUUUCAAAAAUUUAUAUUCAAAGGAGCCAAGCCCAAAAAGCUUACUCAACCUGUAGUAUAUUUUGGUAAAAAAAAGAGCACUAAGGACAAUAAGGAGACUUUAUCUUUAUCGCAGGCAUGGGCAGUCAAAGAAAAGGAGUCAAUUGUUAUUAAUGCUAGUGGAAGUAGCUGCAAUCUAGGUUUUAAACCGGUUAUCAAUAUUAUAGAUGAUCUUUUGCCUGAUUCUCCGUGCCAUGAUCCCAUUGAAUUAGUCCCCGAGUUGGCUCCGUUAGAACCGUUACAAGAUCUUAACGACAUUUCCUCAAUUUUGGACGCCGAUCUUAGCGGUAAUGAUCAGCCUCUGUGCAUUGAUACAGGCGAUCAUCAAACUAGCAUUGAAGAUGCUUUAGAUUUCAUAAAUGAACAGCAAGCGCAAGAGGAAAAGCAACAGCAACAAGUCACAAUUUCAAGUUCCCAUAAGACAGUGACGAAUCGUAUACAACAUGUUGGCUAUUCGUUGAUGACUAAUGCAGACAGUAAAUUUAAAUUUUAUUGUUUGCUAGAUAAUUGUUCCUUCCUGUUCUCUAAUGAUUCGAUGGGUUUGGAAAAUCACUAUAUGCUGGAACAUGCUGAAACCCGUUGGAGUGGAUAUUGCGCUAUGUGUCAAACCCAGAUUUUAACAGCCAAUGAAGAUCAUCCUAUAAUAAAAGAAAUCCGCCACAUGGUAGAAAAACACGCAAAACUUGUGAAAGAGACUGAGAAAGACUUUUUAGCUAACGGCAACAGCAACAGUAAUAGUGGAGCAAGUGAAGAAAGACCGCGUAUUAAAUUAAGAAGGUUAACUGGGGAUUGUCUGUCGGCGACAAGUUCAGAAAAUUCUCUAAACAUUGUAACUGCGAACGUCACAAAUGUAAACUCACCCACAAAUUCAUUAUUAGGGGCUUUAUUGAAUGCCAAGCCUCGCCCACCGACUAAAGAAAUGCCUGCACCACCUUUGCUACCCAUAACAGAACCUUUGUUAAUGGAUGACUUGCCACCGCUAGAUCCUUUAGUUAACUUGCAGAUAUCCCAAGUCGUUAGCUUAGGGGCACAACAGCAGCAAAAAGGAAUAACUAAUACAGCACCACCACCAUCAUUGCAGACUUCUGCUACUUCUGCCCAGUUGCCAAAAAUUAUGAAUGUUUGCAGUUUAAACACUAAAGCAGGAAGUCUAUGGAGCCAACACAUUGCUAGAGAACGACAAGAUUUGGCUGAGGCUUUGGCGGCUUCCAAAGAAAUGACACAAAUCUUUAUGACGCCAAAUCAAUCUACCAGAAAUCCUGCACCAACUCAUACAAAUGCGACAUCGUCGUCACCAGAACCUAUUGUGGUGUCAGAGACAGUACCAGUAGCCCAAGCUCGAGCGGGCGAUUUUGUAAUAACACAAACCCUAUCCGCUCAAUACGAGGGUCGUCAAACGCAAGAGCCUCAAUUGGGUAUAAAUAUCUCCAUUUCCUCUGCUAAUCUUAAUGCUGAACGAACGCCAGUAUCGCCAUAUUCAGGAACAACCGCAGUGCCACAACAACAGUUGCAACAAGGUUCAAAGCAAUUCAAAUGUAUGGGCAAUGGAUGCAAAUACUUAACGCGAGUCCCUGUGGCUAUGAGUGACCAUCUGCGCUUUCACGAGAAACGAAAUUUAAGUUUGAAGCGUGAGUACUUAAACUGCGGUUUUUGCCAAUAUAAAGCUGACAGCGUGGACAAUUACAUGAAGCACGCCGAAGAAGCGCAUGCCAUCGCCAAAACGGGUGUCAAUGGAAGUAUCACUGGGAUAGGAGAGAAAGAUACUGCCUCUACACUAAGCCGUAAAAUACAAGACAUUUUAGAAACCAAACGAACUCAAAAAAACGCGACUAACAAUAGUAAUAGCACCCAACAUGUCCAACAUACUGCAACUGUAGCCACUGAGAAAUCGUCAUCCGAGAGCGAUGAAGAAAUUUUUUUGAAAAAACUAUCAGAAACUAUAGAAGAAAUAGUCGCGCCUACUGGCCUGUCUGAAAACAAACUUUAUCGCUGCGUACUAAAGGAGUGCUUAACCCCUUUGAGUGAGAGUACCUUUAAUCAACACGUUAUAUAUCACACCAGCACGAAGGGCUAUGCUAAGGAUUUGAAAUACUACUAUAAAUGUCCUCAUUGUCCCGUUCAGUAUCAGCGACCAGCCGGUUUAAAGGCACAUAUUAAAAUACAUGCUCGCAGCCGUUUCUUUUGUUAUUUGUGUGAUCAAACCGCCUCUAAUCCUGGUCAAAUGCUGAGGCAUUUUACCGAAACUCAUUGGCAUACGUUGAAUAUGAAUACCACUCUACUGUUGAACUUCACCUACAAGGAAGGCCAAAAACAGGAGUUAUCAGCCGAAAAUAGUUAUUAUGUGGUAUACACGCAACAAUUGGAAGAACGUGACGUCAAAGAAUUUGGAAAGAAAUUGAUAGCUGAAUGGCAGCGCAAAAAGGCUACGUCAAAAACUCACUUUAAGUCAACAGAAAUUGAUUUGCUACCUAUACAACCAAUAUUUCAGAGAGAAAUAAAUUGUGGUGAGUGUGAGUAUCGUACAAAAGUACGUACCAAUAUGUAUCGACAUCUGCUAAUGCAUAAACAAACUGAGGCUGCGGGAAAAACUGGUGCAGCUAAUAUAGUGAAAGUGGCCAGUGUUGAUCCCGUCAAUCCUGUACCUUGUCUCAAUACCAAUGAGAAAUUUUUUGAUAAGAUGACUAACUUGGCUUCAUCUUCGGUCUUAGCUCCUCAUAGCAAAGAGCCGCAUAGUGCUGCUACCCUCACGAAACCUGUUUACAAAAUGCCAUUUACCUAUGUCAAUGAUUCCAAACGUUACACUUGCGGUGCAUUGAGCUGUAAAUACCUCACACUUUCUGAAGAAAUUUUUCGUUCACAUUUAACUACUUUACAUUGUAAAAUUAUGAUCUAUCGCUGUCCGUUCUGCGAAAAUGAAGUGUGUAAACGUGGACUUUCCGUUGAACGUAUUAUCGCCCAUUUAAAGUUUCAUGGCCCUGAAUUAUAUCGCUGUGAAGAAUGCAAUUACUUGCACUAUUUACGUUUUUUGGUAGAGCGCCACAUUAAUGAGAAACAUGCUACACAAAAGGUGAAUCUUAUCAAACAUGAACGGGUAAAGGUCGGAGAAGCUGAUGGCACCUGCACUUCGACUCUAUAUACUGGGAAGAAGUACAAAGAGACUCUUGAUUUAUCAAGUUCCAACACCAUCGCAAUUCGUCCGCAAAAUGCUGAGUCAUCGCAACCAUCGAUAUCGACGAAAUCUAAACACAAGUGGGUGUGCGAUUUGUGUGACCAUCGAGCAGUAACCUUAAAUCAAAUACAAAGCCAUUGUUCUGCUGAACAUGGCCAAAAGCACCAGUAUCAAUGUGUUCAUUGUACUUUCGGAUCAACGCAAUUGUCACAAAUUUUAUACCACAUUGAUGAAAAGCAUAGUGGUAAGACGAGAGAGGCUCGGUAUAUGUAUCAUAGGGCAGUCAACUCGCAAGGCGAUGAAACUAACGCUGUUGAUACUCGGCCACUGUGGCAACGCAACGAUCCUACACGGGUGCGUCACAUUCGCGGUAUUCUUAUGGAAGAUGAAGAGGAAUCGGAAAGAAAUCGUCGAAGAUUCGUUUCUGCUGAAGAUGAUGAAUUCGAUGACGAUAUUAAUAAUACAUUAGAAGAGGAAGUACUGGUUGAUGGAGGGAGUACAGAGAUUUUGGACAAAUCAUUCAUGAAUUCAUUCGAAUACGGUUGUCUACACUGCAAUUAUAAAACGAAAAAUUUUGCGGAGCUAAAACAGGAACAUUGGUCUCAACAGCAUAACUCUGACGAGACUAAGGCUAAGCCUUUCUAUUUUCGUUUGCUCAGACGUUUUUCUUGUGCAGAGUGCCGUCAAUUUGUUGGCACUCACGAAGAAAUGCGAAUCCAUUUAACAAACGUCCACGGUGCUCGUUAUUGUGCUGCAGAUGUACAGACACGGUGUUCUGAAGACAAAUUGCUAUGUGGCUACUGUUCAUUCUCUUGUAAUACUCCGGAUCAGUUGUACAAGCACCACCAACGUAGAAGUCAUCAACCGCAGGAUUUGCGAAUUGAGCAUGGCUUACAAAUGGCAUAUCUACUAAAAUUAGGAAGCACUGAAAAGUUUCUUCAGUGCUGCAUAUGUAAUGAGAUUUUUGCAAAUCGUACUAUGAUUGUAGCUCAUGCUAGCGAACGUCAUUCGAAAGCAGAGGGUUUCUCAUUCCGUGAGUUAUCAGAGAAGUUGAUUUAUUGUUGCGUGUUUUGUCAAUAUGCUAAUGUCUCUGAGGGCGAAGCUUGUCGUCACAUGAUUGGUCAUUAUGGUCAAUUUAAAUGCUGUCAUUUUUGCCAAGAGCCACAAAAUUCAUUCGAAGUGUACAUGCAACAUUGCUACAGUGAACACCGCGAAGGAAUUCGAAAAUUUAAAGAUAUAUUUCCGUUUAAGGAUAUUAGAAAGUUCUUGCUACAGCUUUAUAUUCUCUUUCCUAAUGGUUUGGUGGUCAAUAAAAGGAAUGUGCUUAAAUGUAAAUAUGGUUCAUUAAAUAUCAUACAUCAAGUUUAUUGCGAUCUGUGUAAGACUUCACAACAACCACCCAUACCGCGACUAUCUUUGGGACGUUUGGUAGCUAAAAUGGAGCAAGAACAAAAACCGGCGGUUGAAUUGCACGCUAAAGCCAUUAAAAAGCGUAGAUGUACAAUAGCAGUGGAUUCUAAUGAGACAGCUAAAUGGCCUAUGUUGAAACCACCCAGCCCAAUACAGCGAACAAUUUCUACAACUAAAUCGAUAGAAGAAACUUUAUCGGCGGUUAAAGAACAACAACCCAAGAAAAUAACGCAAAGACGUUGUACAGUGGCUUUAGGCCAAGAGGAAAAUCCCUGGUCUAUGCAGGCAUCUGCAAGAAAAUCGCCAUUGACAACAGGAAUUUCUACGUUAGAUAAGAACUCUACGUUACAAACUAGGAAAGUUACUAAACGUCGUUGUACAAUAACGAACGAAUGCUGUAUAGACCUCAACUCUGACAAUUCCAACUGUUCUUCCUCAUGCUUAGUAAAAGAAACUCUUGCUACCAAAAAACGCAAACUCUCCGAUGCUACGCAUACACACCCGCCUAACUCGGAUAUGGAGCCAUUCUCAUUUUAUGGCAAGCCAGCGAAUAACGUGGAUUUAUCUAAAAUCUACACGAAAGCCGCUAUAGGUGGCUUAGAUACUCCAAUAACUAUAGAUAAGUUUAAAUUAUUAUUCAAUAUAGAUGCUCGUCUCAUUUUACAUAAAUAUGAUCAAAAUUAUUGUAAUUAUAAGCACGUAACGAAGGCAUGUCCUGCAAAUCAAAAGUUUCGUUAUACAUGAGUUUAGCGUAUGUAUACUUAACCUCAAUUUGUACUUUUGUAAUCUUAAAUUUAUUAAACAUAUGCUUUUGUUUGCUUUCCUUUUUAAGAUAUUUACUCUUAUUUAAUACGAAUUAUCUAUAAAGUAACUAUAAUUGCGUAUAUUAUAUGUACCAUGUUUAUUUACGCCUUCGUAUAUUGUCAGCCACUCGGUGAUUUAAAUACUCUUUCAAUAGUUAUUAAUAAAUUUAUUAUCAUUUCAUACAAAUGAUCGCUCCAAACUGAAAGAUCGAUUUUUGUAAUAGCACCUGUAAACAUGUCUUCUACGUUAGUUGAAGUUACAUACGCAUAACCUCACUUUUUACUUAUAGUUUAGUACUUAUUACUAUUUUCGACUUGUUUAAUAUUAUUUUAUAAAGAAAAUAUUUCAAUUAUCAGAAUUACUUUCCUUUUAUUUCCCUUAAAUUUGAUCAUUUUUUAUAGUUAAAGUAAGGAAUAACCAAACGAAUGAAGUAGAGAUCGGUGAAGCGAAUUUUUGUUAGAAAAUCUUGUGAAUAAAUUUUUAUAAAAAUAUACUAUAUUAAGUGAAAAUCAAUAGAGCGAUAAAAAAAUAACGACAUCAAGCGUUAAAAACGAGUUAAUAAUAAAGUACUUCACGUCCGAAACUCCUGGUACGUGCAAGGACUAUAUGAUAACAUUUACAUACAAUGCGGGCAGAAGGCACCGGCAAUGCUUGGUUUAGACAAAUUGUGGCUGCAUAUAAUUUUCCAAAAAAGAGUUAUCACGGUCUUUAUCCCCGUUGCAAGUUAUACAUAAAAUUUCUUACUUUCAAAAUUUACCUACAAUUUUCAAAUAUCAUGCGUUUUAAACGGAAUCCCUUAUGUAUUUACUUAAUUGCAUAAAAUUAAUAAAGUGGUUUUCGAAAUCUCUAGGAAUACGUUAAGAAAUGAAAAGACUAUGCUUAAAAUAAGCAGAUAGAAAGUGAAAUAAAAAUUUUUUUAUUUUUAUUUGUUUGUUGUAAUGGUCACACGUUCCUGUGCACACAAUUUCAGCUCUUAGUCUAAAUUAUUACGAGAAGUAAUUUUCGCAAUUUUUAGUACUACGAACCAACAAAUUAUAGACUAAACAUUCUCACAAAUAUCUGCAUAGUAAGGGUUGAUGGCUUCACAAUGUAUAUUCGUAUAUAUGAUAUGGAAAUGAAAUAAUCUCUCUGUGGUAAGUGCAAGUAGUAUAAAGUACAGCGCUCUUUAAAAUAAACUAAAACCUAUAAAAUGGAAUUUUUGAACUAUGUUCUGUGUUCCAAUAUAUGCCCACUUUUGCUUGCAAACUUACGGAUCUGCAAGAAAAAUUUUUUCUUAAAAAGGGCGUCUUUUAAAGAAACAAGAUUAGCGCAAUGUAGGAGUUAAGCUCUGCAAGACAUAAUUGUCUGGUGGGGUUUAUUGAUGGUAAUGAUGAGAAAGGCAAAUCAUGACAGCAUCGCAUAAGCAACAUCUGAGAUUUACAGCAAUUGGUUUCUCGAUAUGUGAGACGAUCAACAGUUGAAGUUAAAUCGAGAUGAGCCUUUGUUAAGAGCUAUCAUGGAGCGUUUUGGAUUUUAAAUUAAUCUGUGAUCAACAGAUAAGUGAGUGCACAAGUUUUCUUCAAUCCCACCUUGAAAUUUUGUGAGAACAGACGCUGUUGAGCUGACACAUAAAAUUGUCUCAUAUAUGUCCGGUGAUCCACAGAUUUCCGUCUGACGAUUUCUAGCUUAAAAGGUCGCGACUGUCGAAUUGCUGUGUAACUGGAGGAAAUCCGGAAGGUUUAGGCAGGCCUUUCCUGCUGUGUGCCAGCAGGAAAGCGGUAUUACCCUGGACAUGAUACACAUAUUCACUCUGGAUAGAUUUUGGUCAUAUUCAAAUGAGAAAUAAAUACGUUAAAUGUUCCCCAGUAACUUUUAUUCUAAUUCAAUUAAAAUGACCGAAUUACCGAAGUGUUAAGGCAUUGGCAACAUUUUUAUUUUUUAAAUAAAACGCUAAUGCUUCAUGCCUGCUAUUAGCAUUAGUGAAAUGGGAACAACAGAAAAUGUCAAAAUCCGGCAAAUGAAUACGAAUGUGAGACGAAAAAUUAAUAAUAAAGGAAUUGUAAAGAACUGCAUAAAAAGAGCAACCAUAAAAUGUAAAGUCUGAACAGAAGCAAAAGUAAGCAUCACAAAGUAAAUCGCGUAGAGCAUUAAAUUAAAAAAAAAAAACAUUUAUUUUUAAUUUUUUUUUUUUUUUUCAUUCUCUGCCGAAAUUUAAUAUAACAAUAAGUUCUGAUAAUAACUUCAGCUAUAAAGGUGAGCGGAAGUUUUUACGAUGAUUUUAAUAUAAACAAUA
Messenger RNA from Glossina fuscipes, 16740 nucleotides. RefSeq lists its product as uncharacterized. Gene Ontology annotation, molecular function: DNA-binding transcription factor activity, RNA polymerase II-specific; RNA polymerase II cis-regulatory region sequence-specific DNA binding. The record is from RefSeq and is a predicted model, not a curated record. Lineage: Eukaryota; Metazoa; Arthropoda; Insecta; Diptera; Glossinidae. Gene Ontology annotation, biological process: regulation of DNA-templated transcription.